AUGAGCUGUUGGCGACACCUGCUGGUCAAAAGUACAGGACGUGGUGACGUCAGAUCAUGUGACUCAGUUGUCAGUCUCCCAGGCAGCGGUUGAGACCAUUUGAGGAAGAUGGCGGACUUGCUGUCGACAGGUCUGGGAGACGAGAAAGAGGGGGAGAAGGCUGACAGAGAGAGGGAUAGAAAGGCUGGCAAAACCGAGAAGAACAAAGAGAACGACGGAGUCACAGAAACACUGGGGUUCAGCGAUAGAAAUAGCGGUCGGAGUGACAAGAAACGCAACCUGUCAGACUUUUCUCUGAUAAGAUUUAUAACUACUGAGCUCACCAGAGGCUAUUUCCUGGAACACAAUGAGGCCAAAUACACAGAGCGCAGAGAGAGGGUCUACACCUGCCUCCGCAUCCCCAAGGAGCUGGAGAAGUUGAUGACAUUUGGCUUCUUCCUUUGUCUGGAUGCCUUUCUCUACGUGUUCACCCUGCUGCCCCUCAGGGUGAUUCUGGCCCUUUUACGGCUCCUCACAUUGCCAUGCUGCGGCCUAAGUGGCUCCCGCCUGCUUCAGCCAGCCCAGGUGUGUGAUGUGCUGAAAGGCUUCAUUAUGGUGCUCUGUUACUCAAUGAUGAGCUAUGUGGAUUACGCCAUGAUGUACCACCUCAUCAGGGGACAGUCUGUCAUCAAGCUCUACAUUAUCUACAACAUGUUAGAGGUGGCAGACCGCCUGUUCUCAUCAUUUGGCCAGGACAUCCUGGAUGCUCUGUACUGGACGGCCACUGAACCCAAGGAGAAGAAGAGAGCACACAUAGGCGUUAUUCCACACUUCCUCGUGGCCGUACUCUAUGUCUUUCUCCAUGCCAUCCUCAUCAUGGUUCAGGCCACAACUCUCAACGUAGCCUUCAACUCCCACAACAAGUCCCUGCUCACCAUCAUGAUGUCAAACAAUUUUGUGGAGAUCAAAGGAAGCGUGUUCAAGAAAUUUGAAAAGAACAACCUUUUCCAGAUGUCAAACAGUGGUAAGUGGUGAAUGAUAUGUAAAACAGGCAAAUCUACUGAU
Molecule: messenger RNA, 1044 nt
Organism: Monopterus albus (swamp eel)
Lineage: Eukaryota; Metazoa; Chordata; Actinopteri; Synbranchiformes; Synbranchidae
Product: transmembrane anterior posterior transformation protein 1 homolog
Exons: 7
Coding region: 109-1014 (301 amino acids)
Biological process (GO): positive regulation of cilium assembly
Cellular component (GO): endoplasmic reticulum membrane; ciliary basal body
Source: RefSeq, a predicted model, not a curated record